UUUACUCCUCCGUGGCAUGGCGGAUGGUCUUCGCCGCCGCAUAUAGUGUUAUUUGGAGGAAUAACUUCGCUGAUAUAGCGAAAUGAGUCUAUCAAUCGCCCGACCGCUCGUGUCGGUCUACUCGGAGAAGAGCGAGGCUGUCGCUGGCGCCUCCCUCCCCCUCCCCUUCGUGUUCAAGGCCCCCAUCAGGCCUGACCUCGUCAAUGAUGUGCACGUCUCCAUGUCCAAGAAUGCGAGGCAGCCGUACUCCGUCAGCAAGGAAGCAGGUCACCAGACCAGUGCCGAGUCCUGGGGUACCGGACGUGCUGUAGCCCGUAUCCCCCGUGUACGCGGUGGUGGUACCCACAGGUCCGGCCAGGGUGCGUUCGGUAACAUGUGUCGUGGUGGACGCAUGUUCGCGCCCACGAAGCCGUGGCGCCGCUGGCACCGCCGCGUCAAUCUAAGGCAGAGGCGCGCCGCCGUCGCUGCUGCGGUCGCCGCUUCCGGCGUACCUGCCUUGGUACAGGCUAGAGGUCACAUCAUUGAGAAGGUACCUGAACUGCCCCUGGUGGUUUCCGACAAGGUCCAAGAAAUCAACAAGACCAAACAGGCUGUCAUCUUCCUGAGACGCAUCAAGGCCUGGUCUGAUGUCCUCAAGGUAUACAAAUCUCAGCGUCUCCGCGCCGGUAAGGGUAAGAUGCGCAACCGUCGUCGCAUCCAGCGCAAGGGACCCCUGAUCAUCUACCACAAGGACCAGGGCCUGACCCGCGCCUUCCGCAACAUUCCCGGCAUUGAGAUGCUGAACGUGGACAAGCUGAACCUUCUGAAGCUCGCCCCCGGUGGCCAUCUCGGUCGCUUCGUCAUCUGGACCCAGUCGUCCUUCGACAGGCUUGACUCCCUGUUCGGCUCCUGGAAGACUCCCUCAAAGGAGAAGAAGAACUUCAACCUGCCCCAGCCCAAGAUGGCCAACACGGACCUGAGCCGCUUGCUCAAGUCUGAUGAGAUCAGGAAGGUCCUGCGCGCGCCCAACAAGCGUGUAGUCCGCGCCACAAGGAAGUUGAACCCCCUGACCAACACCAAGGCUAUGCUGAGACUGAACCCGUACUCAGCUGUGUUGAGAAGGCGCGCGGUCCUCGACCAGGCCAGGAGGAACAACGUCAAGGCUCUGGCUCUGGCUGAGAAGCGUGGCAUCAAGCUGCCCGACUCUGACCCAGCUGUCAAGGCUGACAAACUCCGCGUGCGAAGGGCCGCUGCCGCCAAAGCCGCUGCUGCCAAGAAGCCCAAGAAGCCCGCAGCAAAGAAAACCGCCCCCCCUCCACCCAAGAAGGCCGCCAAGGCCUCGAAGGGCGUCAAGAAGACGACCACCAAGAAAUCUAAAAAGCCCAAGAAACAGGUGGCCGCCGCCAAGUGAAAACGUUAAUAAAUUUAUAUAUUGACA
Molecule: messenger RNA, 1417 nt
Organism: Trichoplusia ni (cabbage looper)
Lineage: Eukaryota; Metazoa; Arthropoda; Insecta; Lepidoptera; Noctuidae
Gene: RpL4
Product: 60S ribosomal protein L4
Exons: 10
Coding region: 83-1390 (435 amino acids)
Biological process (GO): translation
Cellular component (GO): ribosome; cytosolic large ribosomal subunit
Molecular function (GO): structural constituent of ribosome; RNA binding
Source: RefSeq, a predicted model, not a curated record